Messenger RNA from Carlito syrichta (Philippine tarsier), 1221 nucleotides. It is a transcript of the gene SNX31, whose product is annotated as sorting nexin 31. Gene Ontology annotation, cellular component: early endosome. NCBI's taxonomy places the organism in Eukaryota, Metazoa, Chordata, Mammalia, Primates, Tarsiidae. Gene Ontology annotation, molecular function: phosphatidylinositol binding. The record is from RefSeq and is a predicted model, not a curated record. The coding region runs from base 33 to 1058 and encodes 341 amino acids. Gene Ontology annotation, biological process: intracellular protein transport. The transcript has 11 exons.
UCAGAAAGAAUCUGAGACCUGGACUUCUAGGGAUGCUUGGAGAUAUUCAAAACUGGAACACAUUUAACAUCGUUUCCACGAAAGCUUCUCUGGAUGUGUUUCUGCCCAAUGGACAGAGUAUCAAAGUCGAAAUUCUAACAUCGGCUACUGCUGAAAGAGUCCUAGAGGUGGUGUCACACAAGAUUGGACUGUGUCGGGAGCUCAUGGGCUACUUCGGCCUCUUUCUCAUUCGGUUUUGCAAGGAGGGCAAGCUCUCUGUUGUGAAGAAACUGGCUGACUUUGAACUCCCUUAUGUCAGUCUUCAAAGUUCUGAAGUGGAAAACUGUAUGGUUGGACUCAGGAAGUGGUAUAUGGACCCAUCCCUUGACUCCAUGCUGAUGGACUGCAAAGCGGCCGUGGAUUUGCUCUAUAUGCAGGCAAUACAGGACAUGAAAAAAGAAUGGACCAAACCUACCCAGGAGCAGAGGCAGAAAUUAGAGGCGCUCCAGAAAGAAGACAACCAAACCAAGUUUUUGGAGCUGGCCCAGGAAGUGCAGCACUACGGAUACAUGCAGCUGGACCUCUGUACCUGCGACUACCCAGAACCAGGCUGUGGGACUGUUCUUUCUGUCGGCAAUAACGAAAUCAGUUGCUGCAUCACCCUGCCUGAUAACCACACCCAGGACGUUGUUUUCCAGAUGAACAGGGUGAAGUGUUGGCAGGUUACUUUCCUUGGAACUCUGCUGGAUGUGGACGGUCCCCAGCGAAUGCUCAACCAGAACCUGGAGCUCAGAUUCCAAUACUGUGAGGAUAGUCGCUGGCAGUGGUUUGUUAUUUACACCAGACAGGCUUUUUUACUGAGUAACUGCUUGAAAAAGAUGAUCUCAGAAAAGAUGGUAAAGCUAGCUGCCGAGAACCCAGAAAUGCAGAUUGAAGUUCCAGAACAAGGCAAAACGAAAAAAUACCACACUCAACAGAGCCAGCAGAAAGACUAUUCUAGUUUUCUACCAAGAAAAAACAAGAUUAAGAUAGCUAGAGCUGACUGUGUUUUUGGGACCAUAAAGGAAGAAGAUCUUUGAAGAAAAGUCUCACAUUUUUAAGUGUCCACUGAAGCUAUCUCAAGACAGUGAAAGAACUUGGGAGUUGAGGUGGGCUUCCUACCGCUUCCCUUUUUUCUGGCAUUGCAAUAGACUGUGUUAAUCAAGAGUACUGCAGCACCUAUGGAAAUCUCAAGAUCAGAAA